AUGCGGAAAUCGCUCCGGCCGCUUCCUUCGGUCCCUCAGAGCUCUCCCAUCGUCGAAAAGCCCGGGCGCACCUCAAACAGUCCAAAGCACACUCGGUCCCAAAGCGUCGAGCCCAUCCAGUAUCCUCCUUAUGACGGCUCUACUUCUCCAACCUCCAAACCUCGCCCCCUCUCUCUGGCAAUUUCCCGCGCGGAUUCGAUACGAGCGCCGACUCGCGACCACUCGUCCCGCAACCAGGUCUCCACGCAUCUCGAGAGGCCCGACCUACAGAGCUUCGGCAAGUCGUCCACCAGCCAUCUUCGAACUCUAUCUAAGUUUGCGCAAUCUGCAUCUGAAGAUGACUUCACUAUUAGGUCCCCGGAGCAGGAAGUCGUCGGGCUACAUGGGCGUAGGAGACUACAGCGAACAGACUCCGCCCGAGGGAAAAAGUCCAGCGCUUCAGGCUGGGCCAGUAGGAAUUGGAUGGACCAGCAACGGCAAUUUCUGCAAGCAUACGAAUAUUUGUGUCAUAUCGGAGAAGCGAAGGAGUGGAUCGAGGAUAUCAUUCACAAGGAUAUUCCUCCCAUCGUGGAGCUAGAGGAAGCACUAAGAGAUGGUGUCACCCUCGCCGAGGUUGUCCAGGCCAUCCAAGGGCGCCCUGUGCGGAUAUUCCGACAUCCCAAACUGCAAUUCCGACACUCUGACAACAUUGCACUUUUCUUCCGCUUUCUCGCAGAAGUUGAACUCCCAGAGCUGUUCCGCUUCGAGCUCGUAGAUCUAUACGAAAAGAAGAACGUCCCGAAAGUUGUCUACUGCAUCCACGCCCUCUCAUGGCUUCUGUUUCGCAAAGGCAUCGUCGACUUCCGCAUAGGCAACCUCGUCGGAAAACUCCAGUUCGAGGACCAUGAACUGGAAGCUAUGCAGAAGGGUCUCGACAAAUCUGGUAUCAGCAUGCCAAAUUUCUCAGGAAUGCAAGCAAACUUCGACGUAGAACCUGAGCCCGAACCGGUAGAGUCCGACGAAGACCGAAUAGAUCGCGAGCUUGCUGAAAACGAACCCAUCAUUCUGGAUCUGCAGGCCCAGAUUCGGGGCGCCAUGUUGAGGAUACGAUUAGGGAACAUGAUGCAAAGGAUGUGGGAAAAUGAGGAUAUAAUUGUUGACCUGCAAUCCCGGAUACGAGGCGAUUGGGCAAGGCAGAUUGCCUACUACCGCCUAGAUAUGAAGCGAUUCGCAGUAAACCUCCAGAGCGCCGCUAGAGGAUUCCUGGUUCGAUCAAGGUUACGAGGUGAAGAAGAGUACUGGAGGGACAAGGAAUGGGAGGUGCUCAAGGUGCAGAACCUUUUCAGAGGCCGGAAAGCUAGGGCACAGGUCCAGUUCACCAAAUCCCGUAUGCAGCGCCAUGAGAAUGGCAUUCGACAAUUCCAGGCUGCCAUUCGAGGAGCACUUGAGCGACUGAGGGUCGGCAAUGAUUAUGAGCAAACGCGCAUGUCAGAAGCCGGCGUGCAACACAUCCAGUCAAUGAUCCGUGGAGCCUUGAUCCGACAGCAGAUCGACCGAGAAUACGCAGAGCUCAGGGGGAGCGAAACCGGAACCGUUCAACUGCAAGCGGCUGUUCGUGCAAGUGUUUUGCGUCGGUCCUUGCGGGCAGAUCAAGAGAGUCUUCGUCAGCAUGAGUCCAUCAUCGCCUUGUUACAGUCAGCUGCUAGAGGAGCAAUCGCGAGACGACAGAAUGCUCAGAUUCAAGAGAAGUUGGUAAGCAGCCAUGUCAGUUGGUCCGACUUCCAUGCCAAAAUCCGAGGCAACUCCUUGAGAAGCUCCCUCAAGCAAUUGCAGGAAGCGCUCCGAGCUGAGCUGCCUCAAAUUGUCGAUCUCCAAGCUAUAGCAAGAGGAGGCCAGCUUCGCUCAGAAGUCGCCGAUACCCUCGAGCAGUUAAAAGAGCAGGAGACUUUCAUUACUUCUUUACAGUCCUAUAUGCGCGGGUUCAUGUCGCGCCAGAGGCACUUCUCUGAUCUAAAGGCUUUGCAGGCACAAACUCCAACUAUCGUGGACCUUCAGUCAGCAUGCCGAGGGUUCGUGCAGCGACAACGAACAUACGAACUGCUCUGCGAGCUCAAUAGUCAUGAGCCGAACAUUAUCGACCUCCAAGGUGUCGCUCGAGGUAUGAUGCUCAGAAUGGAAAUCGGUGCCCUUCUUGCAAAGGUAGAAGAGCAUGAGAGUGCAAUUAUUGAGAUUCAGGCACUUGCACGGGGUUUACUUGUGCGGAGUAAGUUCGUCGAGAAGAAGAAGUACUACAGGGAGAAUAUGGAGAGGGUCAUCAAGAUCCAAAGCUUCAUUCGAGGUCGACAACAGGGAGAAGCGUACAAGAGCUUGACGAGUGGCAAGAACCCUCCCGUUUCAACCAUCAAGAACUUUGUGCACCUUCUCAACGACAGUGAUCUCGACUUUGACGAAGAAAUUGAAUUUGAGCGGCUCCGAAAGACUGUAGUCCAGCACGUUCGUCAAAAUGAACUUGCGGAGCAAUACAUCGACCAACUCGAUAUUAAAAUCGCUUUGCUUGUCAAAAACAAGAUCACGCUGGAUGAGGUUGUCAAACAUCAGAAGCACUUCGGCGGUCACGUUGGAGCCCUGCUCAGCAGCAAGGACAUAUCUUCCAAAGACCCAUUCGAUCUUAAGGCCUUAAACAAGAACUCUCGAAGGAAACUUGAGCACUAUCAAGAGCUUUUUUUUAUCCUUCAAACACAGCCCCAGUAUAUGGCCAGGCUCUUCAAGCGUAUUCGAGAACAGGCUGUGGCUGAGAAGGACACUAAGCGCAUUGAACAACUCACAAUGAGUCUUUUCGGUCUCGCGCAGAAACGAAGAGAGGACUACUAUCUGCUGAAGCUCAUGGCUCGAUCACUAAAGGAAGAAAUAGAUGGUUGUGCAACACUACAAGAGUAUCUUCGGGGUAACUUCUUCUGGGGAAAGCUCUUCGCUAGCUACGUUCGAUCACCCCGGGACCGCAAAUUCUUAAGGGAUGUAUUCGGGCCAGUGAUCAAGGAGAAUAUCAUCGAAAGCGAGGGCCUCGACCUAGAAAGUGACCCGAUGCAAAUAUACCGGUCCGCGAUCAAUAACGAAGAGCUCCGAACAGGCCGAAGGAGUCACCGCGAUCCCAACAUUCCCCGCGAAGAGGCUAUCAAGGAUCCAGAGACUCGGGAGACCUUCAUCCACCAUCUUCAAGACCUACGCGAUAUUGCAGACCAAUUUUUCGCCAUGAUGGAGGAAGUGCUUCACAAGAUGCCAUAUGGCGUUCGCUAUAUUGCGUCGCAGAUGUUCGCAGAGUUGCGACAAAGGUUCCCGUACGAAGCACAGGAGCAGCUACUUCAAAUUGCUGGUCAUUGGGUCUGGAAAUCAUAUCUCCAACCAGCUCUAAUACAACCUCAGCAUUGGGGUGUAGUAGACCGAGGCCUCUCUCCGCUCAUGAAUCGCAAUCUCGGAGAAGUCGCAAAGGUCCUAGGUCAAGUUGCUGCAGGCAGACUGUUCGGUGGAGAGAACGUCUACCUUCAACCCCUCAACAGUUACAUCACAGAAGCCAUUGACCGAUUGCAAGAUAUCUGGUCCAACUUAAUCAGUGUCCGUGAUGCGGAGACGCAAUUCGAUAUUGACGAAUUCAACGACCUGUAUGCGCGUACAAAACCGACACUUUAUAUCAAACUCGCCGACAUCUUCGCCAUCCACAAUCUUGUCGUCGACGACCUUCCGACUCUAUGUCCCUCCCAAGACGACCCUCUUCGAGAAGUGAUUCGUGAACUUGGCAGCGCAAAGAACAAUGAGAACGAACUACUACAUGUAAGCUCAACUGAAAUUACAUUGACGCUCAACCCCAAGUUUCACGACAAAGAAGACCCCGAUGCUGCCGUCAAGGCUCUUUUUAUGGAGACUAAGCGAUACGUCUUGUACAUCAUCCGCGUUCAGACCGGCACCAACCUCAUGGAAAUCAUGAUCCGACCUAUUACACCCGAAGAUGAGGAUCGUUGGGAUGCUCUUGUCCGCGAAGAACUCGCCAGUCACAAUCGCGAUCGUUCAAAGAGACUCCGCUCCUCAGCCGCCUCAACCUACACAACCGACAUGACUUCCACCACCCUCCUCGACAUGGACUACCCAAGCCUCAAACGUGAAGCGCUCCAAAACAUCCUCCAACUUGAACGGGCCGGCCGCAUCUCGCGGCACAACCAAUACCAAGAGCUUCUCAACGUCAUCGCUAUCGACAUCCGCACAAAACACCGCCGCCGCAUCCAACGCGCCAAAGAACUCGAAGGUGUACGCGCUACGCUCUCCGCCCUCGAUGAAAAAGCCCACUACCUCGACCAACAGCUCAAAUCCUACAACGACUACAUCGAACAAGCGAUGAUCACGCUCCAAAACAAGCGCGGAAAACGCCGUUUCCUCCUCCCAUUCACCCGCCAAUACAACCACAUGCGCGAACUCCAACGAGCCGGCCGCGACUAUCGCUUCGGCUCGUUCAAAUACUCCGCGCGGAAUCUUGCUGAAAAAGGGAUCCUAGUGUCCUGGCAAGGAUAUCCGGAACGGCAAUGGGACCGCAUUGACGUGACACUAUCGUCUAAUACUGUCGGGGUGUUUGAGAUCCAGGGGUCUCAGGGUAGUAUGAUGAUCCCAGGAGCGUUUGCAGAGGUCCCAUUGGACGGAUUGCUGCAAGCGCAGUUUGAUAAUCACCAGUUUAUGAAUUUGUUUGGGGAGGGGAAGGACGGAAGCGGCAGUGGGGCCGUCAGGUUGAAUGUUAAUUUGUUUUUGCAUUUGAUUUUUAAGAAGUUUUACCGGGAUGAGUAGGCUGGGUCCUCUGAUGGAGCUGCUUGGAAGGAGAGGGGAGAAUGGAUUUGGAUUUGGGGAUUUGCAGUUUGGGGUUGGUUUGGAGGAGGGGUACAUCAGAGUAGCGAAGGAGCAAUGUUGUGCUUUUGGACUGACCUGGGCUGUUUCUGGAUCUGGGCUUGUUUGCAUAGUUGGUGUGGAGUCGUUGGUGUUGAAGCUCUUUCAGGCUGGCUGAGGGUUUGAAUAUGUCUUUUUUGUUUGAUCGAUGUUACUUUCUCUCCUUCCUCUUCUCUACUUAUCCCUUCCCUUCCCUUCCCCUACCUAUUCUUCUGUUCAGAUAUUCGUUCAUGAUUUCGACGAUUGUAGGAGUGGCACGCACGUAUGUUGAUAGAGAAGGGUAUCUACACAGAUAGCAUGAUUAUGGUUGGGGAUUAUGAUAACACUCACGUAAUGGAUGCUAGGCGAUGGGGUGGGAGAG
Molecule: messenger RNA, 5260 nt
Organism: Lindgomyces ingoldianus
Lineage: Eukaryota; Fungi; Ascomycota; Dothideomycetes; Pleosporales; Lindgomycetaceae
Product: ras GTPase activating protein-like protein
Exons: 4
Coding region: 1-4803 (1600 amino acids)
Biological process (GO): regulation of GTPase activity; regulation of actin cytoskeleton organization
Cellular component (GO): cytoplasm
Molecular function (GO): GTPase activator activity; protein binding
Source: RefSeq, a predicted model, not a curated record